AUGGCAACCGGCGUUCCGCAGGAACCCGAGCCCCAGGCACCGGCGAUCUCUCACCACAUUGGUACAAUCCUCUAUUAUCUCCAAAACUAUAGGAUUGUCGUUGUCUCCGCGGCGCCAGGCUCCGGCAAGUCCACGGUGCUCCCCCGAUACCUCGCCAAUUAUGGCUUCGGCCCGGUCAUCUGUGCGCAGCCUCGGCUCUUCGCGGUGACCGUGGCCUCGUCGAAACCCGGACAGGAGCGGGAGUCCGACGACGUCUGGUUCACGACCACCCGGGUGCUCAUCGACAUGUUGUGCUGCGACAGGCCGGCCUUCGCCGCGGCGUUCCGCACGAUCGUCGUCGAUGAGGCACACGACCGCACGCUCUGCACCGACCUCCUCCUCGGGGUAGUCAAGGCCGCCGUGGCGACGGAGGAAAUGGGGCACCUCAACGUGGUCGUCUGCACCGCCGGCGGACCGGAAGACAGCUCGCUCAGCGACUUCUUCUUCGGCGCGCCGAUCGUCGCGUUCCAGCGCGCGGUGCACCCCGUCGCGGUGCACUACUCGCGGGGGCCCAUGCUCGACAUGGUGAGCGCGGUGGUCGAGGAGGUGACGGACAUCCACAGGUCGAAGCCGCCCGGCGACGUGCUCGUGUUCUUGCCGGAUAUCAUCCGCAUCCGGGAGGCCUACGAGAAGCUUGAGCAGCUCGACAUGCCAGGGCUGGUCCUCUGCCUCAUUCACGACAACCUACCGAAAGAGUUCAUGGACCACGCACUGGACCCUGCGCCAGGUGGAUCGAGGAAAGUCGUGCUGGCGACGGACGUGGCCGAGACGGCUGUUCUGGUCCCCGGGAUCACAGGACCCGCUUGCGAUGGUCUCCAAGGAGGCGGCAAUCAGGCGGGCAGCGGUGGCCGGCGCCGCCUUUGCGGGGCACUGCCACCGGCUCUACAUGGGGGCGAGUACGCUGGAUUCCAAGAGCACACAGUUCCGCACGUCAAGCGAGAUGGCGGCGCGCUCAACAAGCUCGCGCUGAUGCUCAAGAGACACGCUGCCGAUGGCAUGCCGGGCUUCGAGCUUCUUGACCCACCAGUGGCGCCAUCACUGGAGAAUGUUGUUGCUGAGCUCGUCACCAGCGGCUACCUGGAUAAGCAUGGCAAACUGACAGAGAAAGGGAAACGCGAAGCAUACGAUGAAGACUAG
This is a messenger RNA of Miscanthus lutarioriparius, 1176 nucleotides long. Lineage: Eukaryota; Viridiplantae; Streptophyta; Magnoliopsida; Poales; Poaceae. The record is from the annotation of a GenBank genome assembly.